CCCCUCCUUACGCCGUUUCUCCUUCCCUUUUCCCUCGCAGCCCUUUCCUGAGGGGGGCCCGGCCGUAAAGCGAGGCGCCGGCGCGAAGUGUCGCGCUCUUCCUUCGUCCGCCCUCGCGCGAGAGCGGCGGCGGCCUGGCCUGACGGGAAACCUGCCCUCGCUUUACGGCCGCUGGAUGAGGAGGAGCGGAGGAGGGGAGCGGGAGGCGCCGCGGCUGCUGCUGCUGAGGGGAUUUUGGGGUGAGGCGGAGACGGGGCGGCGGGGAAGGGGCGGCCGGGGGGGCGCAUGUGGGCGAGGGGAGCGUCUUGGGCGGGGGUCGCCUCUCUUUCUCACGCUUCUCCCCCUUCCCCUUGCCGGUCUCUUCCCGCCUCAGGACAUGGCCGAGGUUCCGCCCGGGCCUAGCAGCCUCCUCGCUUCGCCGCCGGGAGACGCCGCCUCGCUCCUCCUGCCCUUUCCGGGAGCCGCCGAGGAAGAGGAGGAGGAGGAGGAAGAAGAAGAAGAGGAAGGCGGAGGAAGAAGGCCUCGCGAGGAAGAAGAGGAGGAGGAGGAGGAGGCCGGGGAUGAAGGCGCCCGGGACCGCCGCCGGCCUUGCCCGCCGCACCGGCGCAACCACCAGCUCAACGGGCUCAUCUCCGGGCCGGACCUGCGGCACUUGCGCGGCCCCCUCAAGGGCAAGGCCCUGAGCGGCGGCGGCGGCGGAGAGAAGCAGCGCCCGCCGGGCAGCAAGAGAGGCGGCAGCGGCGGCAGGAGCAGCCCCGGCUCCGCUGGCAAGACAAUGGGACACGGGCAGCAGCAGCAGGAAGAGGGUCCGGAGCUGCCCCCCCAGCAGCAGCCUCCCUCCUCGCUCAGCAACCACCACCCCCACCACCCCCACCGGGUCCCCCGCUCCCAAGCAAGGACUGCGCAGCCCCCGGAGCAGCAGAAGCGCCGCCACGACGCUGCUUCUGCCCCCUCGGAAGGGGACAGGAAUGGGCUGGCUGGAGCGGGAGGGGUGGAGGAGGAGGAGGAGGAAGAGGAAGGAGGAGGAGGCCACCAGGAGGAGGAGGAGGAGUCCCUGCUGCUCCUGUCCAGGUCCUUGGCCUCCAACUGCAGCUUGCAGAAAUGCUCCCCGGGGCCCCCCACCACGGACUCUUCCUGGGGCCCCCAGCAGGUGGAGGAGGAGGAAGGGGACCUGACGAUACGAUACGUCCGCUAUGAGUCCGAGCUGCAGAUGCCCGAUAUCAUGAGACUGAUCACCAAAGAUCUGUCUGAACCCUACUCCAUUUACACAUAUAGGUAUUUUAUCCACAACUGGCCUCAGCUUUGCUUUUUGGUAAGUUGGGGGAGGGGGCGAAGAAGGAGGCAUGGUGAAGGAAGUUUGCAUUGAGGGGUGUAGAGGAAGGGUGGCCAGUGCAGGGUUGGGGAGGCGGUGGUCGAAGGGGAAGCUAGCCCACAUUUGGUCACUUUGUGGUUGAAAUAAAUGAUACCGGCUUGGUGACCUCUGUGGCUCAGCUGAUUUGGCAUAGGAAUGUGUAAGUCUUUGGUUUAUGGAGAUUUCUCUGUAACUUCAAAUUUGGGGUGUGCGUGUACAAGUAAGACCCUCAACCUUCUGUGUGCAUUAGUUGUCAUUGACAUUACUUUCCCAUUUGAUUUCUUUUUAGCAUUCCCUCUCUCAACUUCAGCCCAGUAAAAAUGAGAAAUAGCCAUAUUAAUGGUAUCAAUUGACAGCAGGCAGCUUUCAUAUCUGUAGAGAAGUUUUUAGAAACAUUUUAGCCUGGAUAUUGUCUAGUCCCAUCUUCCUUCAGACUAGCAUUGAUUUAAGCCCACAUUACUUCUGAAAAGCAAUUCAACACCUUUUAAAAGCCUCUAAAAUGGAUAUUCUGUGUCAUUACAUAGUAAUACAUUUCCACUUGGAACUGUGGAACUGUGCUGUGCUGAAAAUCUCUUUUGCAUUGUAUUCAGUUCUUAUUCUCCCUAAUGAAAUUGGAACACAGCUGUCAUACAUUGAAAAUUGUGUUUCUCCUUAGUCUCUACCAAAUGAUGCUAUUUUUUAUUAUUCAUUUGGCUGCCUCACCUUCUUUUUGAUAUUAUUCUGUGAUGGUAGAGUACUGAGGCCUGUAGAGAUUUCAGAAUGCUGAAAGAAGUGAUCACAGAGCUAGAAACUUGAUGGUUUCUCCUUUUUUCUGUGGCAUGCCAAUUUUAAAUAGAAAGUUGACUUUUUCGUAUCAUCAAAAGUCUCAUAAAAAUGCAUGUCUGAAGUAUACAUUUUAGUUACUGAAACAGCAGCUGGUCCACCCAUAUAGAUUAGGGACUGUGUGUGGAAGCUUUGGGGAAUUUUCUAUUGAAGGGUAACUGUUGCUUGUGAUAUGUUAGAGAGCACCUAAUCAAGUGCUCCUACUGCAUUAUAUAUGUUAAAGAACUUGUCAAUGCUAAAGGGAAAUAUUAGUGUCCCACCAUAUAGCGAAAUAACAAUCAGACUGGACUGCAGACUUAUAUGGUCAGAGCUCAGGCUUGUCAGCCCCUCUUAUGUUUAUUUUUAUGGAUGCACAUGCAGAAGUAGUAAAUAAUUUCAGGGUCAAAGCUGUGCUGUUACCGGACGAUGAGAGUAGAGGUAAACGACAUUCAAGGGAAAGGCAAAUAUUAUGUCUCUAAAGACAAUUAUAAGUGGACAUAAAAUAGACUUUGUGAACUGUUUCUGGUUUUUAGAUAUUGUUUGUACAGGUAUUUUGUUGAGCCUUUUAAUAUAAUCCUUGGAAUUUAUUUCAUGAGGAGUGUAAUAAGAUAUCUCCUUAUUUUUUACAAGGAAAUGCCACCUAUAGAAUUUUCUAUCAGUUGAUUUUAAAACGUUUAUGAACUGCUAGUUAGACAGCUUUUUAAGGGCUUGUGAUGUGGAGAAGAGAACACUCAUGGGCAACCAUCACUUGGCUAGGUAGGGAACAAAAUUGGUUUGCGGGGAAAAUCUUAAGGGGUGGUUCUUCAUACUGGCAGCAUCAGUCCAAAUGCUCAUCACACUUCUUGUUAGGUCUGUGAAUCACACAGGCAUUGUGUAUCGCUGCAGCAGAUUGGUUAUGUGACCUCAGAAGCCACUGGCUGGGCCAGUAACAAAACUGAACACCAUGUGUAUAAUGCUGCUGACAUGCUGCAUUUGGUAAAGGGACUGAGGGUGUUCGCAAGCACCUGCUUUUAAGAAAAGUGAUUAAGCAUUUCAACUUCAGUCAGCCAAUACCUUUGUUCUACACAGCUUCUGGCACUUGUGAGGCUGGUUUCUAAACACUCAUUUGCAGGGUUGAUGUUCCAGAAAGCUGAACAAGAGCACCCAACAAAACUGAAUUUUGGAAGGCCUUCUAGCAAGCAAACAUUGCAUUUAUGGGUUUCAGCGGUUUAUCGGUGCUAAUAGAUCUGUGGACGUUCUAAUUAUCAAAUACGAAAUGUUCUUCCUGAAGCUUUAUGGCUUCUCUUCUCUGAACAUAUUAAAACUAAUAAUGCUGCAAGAUGCUUAGUCCUCCCGGAUUGAUUAGCCUCUAACAAAAUUAAUCUGUUUGUAGUCUGUGCUUGAUACUUUCAACAUCCCUGAAGUCAGGUUUGAUUUUUAUUAUUUUUUUAAGCGGUAGUGUUGGAGUGAAGCACUAAGCUUCCUCUAGUAAUGGGACUUUCCUUGCUUAAAGUUGUAAUGCUGGUGAUACGCCAUAGUCUCUCCCUGCUUGUGUGUUUAGAAGUCUGGUGAGCUUGGACCCUUGUGAAUGUUGAACAUGAAUGGUAACAGAACAUAAAACGAGAAAUUUAAAGGUGACCUCAUAAGGGCCAAAUUUUUACUAGGCCAAGUUUCUAAAUGGUGCUACUUGAUGGUAAACUUCUGGUUUGGUUGCAGUUUGUGUUUUAUAGAUUAUUUCCAGUGGCCUAGUCUAAACCUAGCAUUCAGUAAUGCUUGCUCCCUUCUACCUGUCAUAGAAACAUACAUAGGAAACUGCUGUAUACUGAAUCGGGCUGUUGGUCCGUCUAAUUCAGUAUUGUCUGUACUGACCAGUAGUGGCUCUAGGGUUUCAGACUGGGGUUUCUCCCACCCUGCCUGGAGAUGUCGUGAAUUGAAGCUGUGACUUUCUAGAUCCCCUAUCACUGAGCUGCAGCCCUGUCCUCUCAAAGAUUCUCUCUUCUUUCCAUGAUUUGCUUGAUUCAGAUGCAAACAAUGAUAAAUGCUAACUAGCGCUACCUCAAAACCAACCAUGGAAGAAAGGAAGUAUAUGCACACAUUUGAGAGUAGGAAAGGCAGAAAGAGAAUGGAAACCUGUCACAUGUUGCUGAUCUCUAAACUAUGGUUUGUAGAUUGAACUAGUGUGGUGACUGAAUGAGGCCCAUGAAUAAAAGCUGGAGAAGUAAAUUCUAAGCAGCUUUGGUUAAAUUCUGAGCUCCAAGUGAAACGCCGUUCAUUUAGCUGUGUUGCUGGAACUAGAGACAGAAAGUUAUUGUUUCCAGAUAAUAAAGUGACAACAGGAAUUCAGGUAUUGCUCAUUGGCUUCAAAGAUGAAAGACGUUAGCUUACAGCUGCUUAUCUCUAGAAUUUUUUGUCUUCACUAUUGCAAGGCCAUCAGUAAGAAGUGAUUUGCAGCUGAAGUUUAAGGCAGGGCUCUUUGUGCCCACUUCUUAAAAUACUACCAAAGUUUUCUGCAGGUCUUGUUAUCUUCAUGUCUGUGACCCUAGCUUCACUUCGAAGUGGAUUCUAACUUGCAUACUUUCUUCAUGCUUCUAACAAUAAUUGGCUGGGUGCCCUUUUAAGACAUUAGGAACUAAGUGAGACCUGCUUUUAUUCAUGACUUGAGUGAAAUCUUAAGAGAAAGCUGCUUGAAAUGUCAUCUUCUGUAUGUCAUAACAUAGCCUGGGUGCUUCUGCUGCUGCUGCACAAUGAAAUCUACUCUUGCCUGCCUACCUACCAAAUCUAAGACUCCAUGUAACCUCUAAGGACAGAAUGUAAGAGAACAGCUGUGCCAGCGUGAGGGCACAAAAUGCUUAUGUUGUAUGCCAGCGUAAGCAUUUCUAAGUUCAAGCAGCUGGCUCUGUUCAUCCUGCUAUGCAAACGCUGUUCCCUGGCAAGAGGCGAGUAAGCCUAUUGUAUACUGUGUGUGUGUGUGCGCCCUUGAACUCACUACAUGAAUGCACACUUGUUCCAAGAGGUUUGUUAGGAAGAAAAACCGUGCCCCCAUUGAUCACAAUGGGAGAGUUAAGUACCUGCUUAAAUCCCUCCUGUUGAACUUGAUCAGAAUUCAGGGUGCUUAACUGUAAUUGGUUUGUGCUGCUAGCCUAUAAUGAUGCCUGAUUCCAAGUGGUUUGGCCUGUAAUGCAUUAUUACCCUUGGUGUCUCUUUAACAAAAGAAGAUAUAGCAUGAACAGUCACGUAAUACAUUCGAGCUUCUUUGCGCAAAAAUUGGUGUUCUUUUAGCAUAUUCAGUGACACUUCUCAGGAUCUGGCAAGAGGCGAGUAAGCCUAUUGUAUACUGUGCAAGGUUUCAGCCUAAGGCAAGAAUUUAGCAUAGGUUGGGGAUUUCCCCCUCCCCUGUGUUUGAGAACUUGAGAAGGUAGUUGAACUCCUCUGCAACUCACUGUUGUUGCUUAAUUUUUUAUAUCUUAAAAAACGUAUGGGGCCCCUCUAUGCCAGAUUUUAUGAAGAAAACAUUUUGAUGUGAUGGAUUGAAUUUUAAAUCCAGUAACUUUUGCUUCUGAGUCAGAGUGCUUGGGUUGGUCUCUGCAUUGUCCUGCUGCACAGGUUUUGUGGGUAGAGACUUGGAUCUGAGAGGAGAGAGGUGCAGAUUUAGCAAGGAAUCUCCCCUUAAAGUAUUCCUUGGUGGUAAAUUUUACACAUUCAGUAUAUUUUAUCACAUAGGUUUAUGAAUCUUUUCAAAUGAAUUGAUUUUGCAGCUUCUUUUCCUCACUCAAUAUUUUAUGUGUGCAGGUGUGUCAUAAGUGGAUUAGGAAAUGUACAAUUAACUUCCAUGAGUGCUUAAGUUAUCAGUAAUUAGUAUUUUGUUGAAAGGAUAAGAAUUCUGAAACAAAUUUAGUUAUGGCAAGUGAUCUACGUAUAUAUCGAAAACCUUUGUGUAUAUUUGUGUGAAAGAGGUGGUUUGGGGAGUGUAGAUUUUUCUUUCCCUUCUUCACAGUCCUUCUUUGCAGUCCUCAAACCAGUUAUUCCAGAAUAGCUUCUGGAGUUCUCUGACUGCAGCUUUGUUUGUGACUCUCCAGUUUAGUUCAUGGUUAGAGGACAGUGGCUGUAUAUCAUUAGAACAGCUUGCUAACUUAAAUAAUGCUUAGAUUGUGUAUUCCCUUCUCAGGAUUUCAAAAUUAUUUUCCUCAGGCGAGUAAUAGGGGGUCCAUUCUUACCCCGAAACAUUCGCAUCCAGAGGCGCUGUUUCUGCGCAUGCUCGUGGGGCGAAAGCCUGCUUCUGCACAUGCUCAUGCAGUGGAAACCUUUCCAUUACUUAUGGGUUUGCCACGUGCAUAACCCGAAGGAUACGUGUCCAGAGGUGUUUGCAACUAGAGGUACCACUGUACUGGUAUCGAUGCAUUCUUUGAAUUGCAUGAGGCCUUCCUUUACAUAAUCUUUUAGGAGUUCUGUGUAGAAUAGGGGCUAGGCUGAAAUCAGUAGUGUGCAUCCUAAAUGACAAGCAGAAACAAGCUUGCACAAGGGGACUUUCCUGUCUCUUCUGCAUCCACCCAAAAGCCCCUGAGGAGAGGCCAGGCAGGAGGGUGUUCCUAAAAGGCAUGGGGGGGACAUGCUUUUGAGCAGAGAUGCCUUCUGCAGAUGAAGCUCGCAGACAGUCCCUCUGCCCAGUUGGGGGCAACUCCCCCAGCAGCUCUCCUUGCCCUGUCUUCCACAGUGGAGAGGGUCCUCCACCCCUCAGAGAGAGAGAGACUUCUCAGGAUGGUGGGGCUUUGAGGGAACAGGAAAGUGAGCUUUCUUAAAUUUGUGCUACUUAGAAUCCAAGCCAGUCAAUGUAAUAAUUUGAGAAAUCAUCCUCGAAAUUUGCCAUACUACAAAAUGUGUAGUGUAUGCUUUAGUUACUGGGAGAUGCAUCUGCCUUUAUUUGUAAAGCAAAUAACUUCCAGAAAGCAAUCUUGCUGUAAAUGUACCUAUAGAAUGGUGAGUUUUCUGGCACUGCAUAUUGCCCUCUUAAUCUACAAAAAUGUUCUUGGGUUGUUGUUUUUUUCAAGGCAAUGGUAGGAGACGAGUGUGUAGGUGCCAUCGUCUGCAAGUUGGAUAUGCACAAAAAGAUGUUUCGCAGAGGUUAUAUAGCCAUGUUAGCAGUGGAUUCCAAAUACAGAAGAAAAGGCAUAGGUAAGAAUAGCAUUUGUGUCCUUUUUUAAAUAAAUAAAAAUAUAUCUAAAAGUUGCUGAUAAGUUGCUGCUUUGGGAUGAAAUCUUGAUUACACCCUUCUUGUGUUACAAGUUAUUUUUGAACGUUAUUGUUUUUAGGUGAGAAAACUUGCAGUUCUCCAGCCCAUCUCUACAGUCUUUGAAGUCCAUAAUAGACUCCUGAUAAUAAUCUGUUUUUCUUGUUCAUUAACAAUUCCAUAUGACUGUAGUUUGUUUUUAAAUAAUCAUAACGUACACAAAAGAUGGAGAAACUGGGCAUGACCGGAAAACAUAAGAUGCACCAGACAUGCACCAGUCUGGGUGUCAGUCUGAGUUCUCAGAUACCCAGUUUAGAGUUCCAUCAUGGGGAGAAAAGAGAGUUGAUUUUUUUUAUUUAGAGUAGCUGCACCGUUGUGUUGUGGAAUACUUACAGCUGUGUGGUGCAUCCCAUGUUCAUAAAAAUAAUAUGCAAGCCAUGUUAUGAAAAUCAUGUCUUAAGGACAUACACUUAAUCAUGCAAAUCACCGGAAGCCCUCCAGUAUAUGUGUGUCUGUGUUGAGGGAACAGCAAACAAAAAUUAAAUAAAAAGCUGAAACCGGGCCUCUGUGAGUUCACCAGCUUGCCCACCACCAGGUGAUAACUUCACCUUCUCAGCAAGUUUCCUGUGUUUGUUAAAUUGAGCCAUCAUGAAUUCAUUGAAGUGUGUCAUGGCUGCAUUUUGAAGGAAAUUGCCAGUGUUGGGCACUACGGGGCCUCGUGGCUGCUACACGAUAAAACCCCUAAUCUAUCUACCUACAUUUGCUGUGAACAGAUGGCAUCCCUCAGGUGGCCAGAUGUAGCCUGACAACUACCAGUUGCCAGCCGUUUUAUGUAUGCCUUAAAUGAACCAAAAGCCAGGGGAGAACCACUUUCCCCCCCUUAAUGCAAAUGUAGGUGCCAUGAAUGAAUGGUAAAUUGGAUAUGAAGCAGAAACUACUCUCCCACUCCCAUCUUAGAAGGAAUUUGUCGGGCAUUCCUCCCCAAAUACACUUCGGCUUUAGGCUUGGUUACAGAAAUUGGCGGUUUCCAAUUUAAUCCCAGCCACCUUGUUCAGACCAGGGUUCCACAAGGAGAUGGGACUAGCUCCCACACUUGUCCUCUGCCUUGGCCCUCUGAGCUCUGAAGGCUUGCUUUGCAGGGAACUGAGAGAGGAAAGCUUGCCUUGGCAGUUGGGAGUAAGUGAAUUCACGGGCCAUUGCUUCAGAUCGCUGGUACAGCACACUGUUGACUGGCAGGGAUCUAAAGAAUCCCUUGUGCAGACACACCAGGGUGCUUUGGUUUUCUCUGUCCACAGCAGCAACUUAUUGGACACAGCUUGGUUCCCUGCUUAUUCACUGAUAUAGAAAUUCAUUUAUUAUCUUUCCCCCAGUGUUCAUUCUAGUUGUAUUCUAUUGAAGAUUGGCAUGCCUCUUUUAUGUGCAGUGCAUGCUCUUCGAGGGGGUUGCCUUGCCUUGUAAGACAUCUUCAGAUGGUAGACUUCCUCGGUUAAAACACGUCUAGACGGAAAUCUGAACUUCACUAACGGAACAAAUACAAAACUUGGGGGAGGGGAGGGUCCAAAGCAUGACACUUUGUGAGAAGCAAAACUCUGACAACGCAGGCAAUUGAAGGUUGUUGUUUUUUAAUGCCAAGGCAUUAAAGACACUGGCUGUCUUUAAUGCACAACCCAUAAUGCCUCACACUUUUAGCACAACCCAUAAUGCCUCACACUUUUAGCCCCCUACCCUGUACCCCAGAAUCUUCCCUGGCCAUACAGUUCAUUAUACCAUUGCAGGCUAGGUGGCCCUGGCUGUUGUAACACCUUCGUUAUUUUAAAUCUGAUUUAUUGUUUGGUGAUUGUUUUCCUGAAAGCUGCUUUGUGCUUCUGCUUCAGUAAAAACAAAAUAAAAAAGACCUCAAUAAGGCCAGUUCUUCAGUUUGAAUUAGGAGACAGGAAAUGCCCAGCCCAAUUUGAUGCAGAGGGCUAAGAGGCCUUUUUAUUUUGAAUUAGAGAAGGUAUUUUAUCUUGGUUGUACAGAAUAGCCAUAGUAAUCAUUAAUUAUGUACAUUUGCUUUUAUGCCAUAGCCUGAACUCUAGGAGCUAAUUGGUGCUGAAAUAAUUUGUGCCAGUGGUUUAAAUCUGUUGCUUUUAAUCUCUAUUCCAGGUACAAACUUGGUUAAGAAAGCUAUUUAUGCCAUGGUAGAAGGAGAUUGCGAUGAGGUGAGUCUUUUCUUCAUUUGAAGGAAGUAUGUUUUCAUUCCUCGCUUCGCUAGAAGGCCAUCAUUUCAAAUGCCAUUUGCUAUGUAAGCAACUCUUCUGUUAGAGCAGAAUAUAGAACACAUUCAGAAAGAUACAUUAUUCUGAGAGCUUUCUGUGACUCCAGGAAAUGAGUUGGUAUCUGUUUGACUGUUUUAGACAGGGCAGUGAUGUCUAUAAAGAUUGUUUUUACAAACAUCCAAAAACAGUUGGAGAAAGUAACAGUUGUCCAGAGUAAGGGCACCUUAAAAUGGCAUUUCUGGCUUGUGUACUAAAAGUUUAAGAUGUUGUAGACUAUGCAAAACUGUGACAGUUUUUACUCUUAAAAAAACCACCACAUGACUAAUAAGGCUUUAUUACAUGAAAACACAUCUUGGGUAUCAGCAGCUUCAGUAUUCUCUGGGGCUAAUGCGUUCUCUUCACAAUAGUCUGGGCCCAGAAGUGGUUUUCCACCCAAACAUCCCCCUUAGCAGCCACCAGACUUUAUUAUAAAGUUGGUGCCACCUAGCAAGAAGAACCGAUGAAGGGCAUCGCUUGUGCAUAGCUGAUGUGUUGCAUUUAAAAACCUGGCAGUGAAAUUUACCAUGUAAAAGCAUGAAAUCUCUCUCGCACACAUCAUCUGAAAGCAAUUUCCCCCCAUCCUUUUGUUUAUGAGCAAAGCUUUGGGAAUUUUUUGUGGCACACUUUGAUUACAAUAAUGUUGGGCCUUUGCUGGAGGAACUACAUGUGACCCAGAGGGAGACACCCACCCUUAAAAGCGCAAUACAGGAUACCUUUCCUUUUGCUGAUCAGUGGGCUAUCCUUUUGCUGACCUGUUUUGCUAAUCUUCCUGGUUUGGUGCUCUGCCCUGCAGCCUUCCCUGCCUCCUCCCCUUGAUCUGCUUGAACUCUCUUAAAACUGAUUUGUCUUUUACUGCCCAAAUUUAGUCCACUGAACUAGGACCAAACCAGGUUGAUGGGCAAAAAAUCUGAAAUUAUGGCUUGGUUCAGACACCGUACCAAAUCUAUGGUUUAUGCUAACUACUGCUCAGAGCAUUCAAAUGUCCCACCUAUGGUUUAGAGUUUCUUUCCCAUUUCCUCCCUCUUUGCUCAGCACUCCUGUCUCAAGAUUUAGUGGCUUCCAGGCAUACAGCAGCAGCUGUAACUUAUUCAGCUUUGGCAUCACACCAAGCCAUAACUAAUACAAACUAUAGUUUGCAAACUCACAUCGCAUCACAGGCCACAGUUUCUAAUUCCAACUCGCUGCCAAAUUGCAAACCAUGGCUUAUCAAAUGGGACAUUGAGCCAAACAUCCUCAAUCGUCUUAAAACAGUUACUGCUUUUUAGGAGCUCUGAAUAGGAACCUAAUAAAAUCAACCGAUCAGAACUAAUGUUGAAAUCUUGACUUGGAAGCAGCUUGUUUUUGAAAGGGCAAACUGGUAGAAAGGCUUUCAUGAACAACCACAAAAGAGAACCUUGAAGUACUUAGAAUACCAAUAAACAGGAAUUUCAGCAUUAACUCACACCUGCUGAACCAACAGAGUAAACAAUGGAAUGCAUGCUGCUGGUUAUGCUGACUACUUGCAAUGAUAAUUUAUUGCCCUGCCUUGAAAACAAAGGUGUUGCAUAUGACAGCUAAAGAUUCAUUUGCUUCAUAAAUGCACAAAAUUCAUUUUUGAAAAGAACACCGUGGAAGUUAAUAAAUAUCUCCCCUUACCUGUAAAAGGCCAGGAAAAUAAUGAUAGCUAUCAAAGACUGAGGUGUUUAUUUCAUUUUAACAUAACAGCCCACUCAGGCAGAAAAAUAGCAAAAUUUCAUUGUGGAAAUGACCAUUGCUUGAGCCAAAAAAGGAAAAGAAAUACAGAGGAAUUCUAAUUAAAAUGAAAACCAAUGAGAUACAUCUUCAGCAGGGGUCAGCAAACUUUUUCAGCAGGAGGCCGUUCCACUGUCCCUCAGACCAUGUGGGGGGCCAGACUAUAUUUUUUGGGGGGAGGGGAAAUGAACAAAUUCCUAAGCCCCACAAAUAACCCAGAGAUGCAUUUUAAAUAAAAGGACACAUUCUGCUCAUGUAAAACCACUCUGAUUCCCGGACCGUCCGCGAGCUGGAUUGAGAAGGCGAUUGGGCCGGAUUCGGCCCCCGGGCCUUAGUUUGCCUACCCAUGAUCUUCAGCUUUAAAAUGAUAGCCUUGCUACGUGUUACUGAGGGGGUCAAUUUUGUCCUAGUUGUUGCCCCAUUUCUCUUUUCUUCUCUGAAGCCAAACCCCCUGCAAUGCAGAAAUCUCAACUAAAUCACAUAUUAUAUAUGGCCAUCCAACCUCUGCUUAAAAAUCUCCAAGGAAGGAGAGUCCACCACAUCUUGUGGAAAUCUGUUCCACUAUUAAACAGCACUUACUGCCAGAAAGUUCUUCCUGAUGUUUAGUCGGAAUCUCCUCUUGAAUCCAUGGGUUCAGUUCCUGCCAUCCAGAACAAGAGAAAACAAGCUUGUUCCCUCUUCCAUGUGUCAGCCUUUUACAUAUUUGAAGAUGGCUAUCCUGUCUUCUCUUACCCAAGCUAAACACACCCAGCUCCCUCCGCCGUUCCUCAUAAGGCUUGGUUUCCAGACCCUUGUUCAUCUUAGUUGCUGUCUUCUGCACACAUCCCAGCUUGGCAACAUCCUUAUUAAUUAGUCUGCAGCAUCCUUUCCCAAACCUGGAACCCUAGAUAUAUUUUAAACUGCAUUUCUCUGCAGCUCUUUUGAAUUGAACUAUUCCUUGAAGAGCUUGAAGUUCCCGAACAAUUGGAUUAUUCGGAUUUAUAAAUUCCAGUUUGCAUUUAUAGUAGAUUUUCUCUCUCCUGAUACAGUAAAUUAGAAGGCUGAAACGGGAGCAUUCAGUAUCAAUCCCCUUUGUUUCAGGUCUAUUGACCGUAAUAAACGGAUUAUGAUGAUGCGUCCUCUUACCUUGCCAUAUAUUUAAUUCUGAUGCGUUUGGAUCUGAGCCAUUCAUGUGUGUACAUUUCUUGCUACUCAGCAGCUUUAGUCUGAACUAAACAAUGUGUGCUGAAAAGUGUUGUAUUUUGAUGUUGCAAGUAAUAAAAGUUCUCUGCGGUGAUGGAUCUAUUACUAUUUCAUGCAUGCAUACAGUCACUUUACGUAGCAGUUACUGAAUAAUUCCCCCCCAAAACAUAUACAUACAUAUACAUAUAUAUAUAUAUAUAUAUAUAUACACACACGCGCGCGCACACACACACACACACACACACACCGUAUUUUUUGCUCUAUAAGACUCACUUUUUCCCUCCUAAAAAAUAAGGGGAAAUGUGUGUGCGUCUUAUGGCGUGAAUGCAGGCUGCGCAGCUAUCCCAGAAGCCAGAACAUCAAGAGGGAUUACUGCUUUCACUGCGCAGCGAUCCCUCUUGCUGUUCUGGCUUCUGAGAUUCAGAGUAUUUUUUUUUCUUGUUUUCCUCCUCCAAAAACUAGGUGCAUCUUGUGGUCUGGUGCGUCUUAUAGAGCGAAAAAGACGGUAUACUGAGUUUCAACAUUUAACACAUACAUUCAAAACACAAUUUCGUCUUUUCUCAUUUUGGUUGACUUGCCACUCCUUUUUCCACAGAGGAGUUGUUCUCCCCUUCUGCACCCUAUCUUCUCACUAUCAAAUCGUAACCAUAAUAUAAUAAUCUAAUGCAGUUACAGAGUAAUUAAUACACAUUUGUGGGCAAUGCACUGUUGGACGAUCACAGUGGUGUGGCAGAGCCCAGGCUUCUGUGGCCUUUUGAAUGUCUGAGCACAGCCAGUGUCUUAAAAUAGCACUGGUGGAAGUGAAUGCUGCCUGUGUAGUUAGAAAAGCAAAUGCUUCUAGAGAUAAUGUUAGCGGAGUUUGUUUGGUUUAUGGCUCAUUCCAUCCUUAGAGUUCAGGGUGGACAUAGUGUUGUUAAUCACAAAAUCUGUUGCAACUUGAAACUUCAGCUCCCUCACUCCUGGCCACCCCAACUCAACGUAUAUAAAUUGGCUUUAUGGAUAUUUUGGGAGGCAACUGUGAUCUGUGGUUUUCCGCUCAUGACGGUGCUGAUGGACGUGAAGCAGCUUCAUUUGUGGAUAUGCUUAACACUGCAAUAGGUAGUGAUGGCUGGAUACAUUUGGUGGAAGAGGAGGCAUUGAAUUAGGGUAUUGGGGAAAUAGGAAACUUCCUAAGUGGGGCAGUGAAGCAGUAGGGCUGUGGACUACCCAUGUGGCAGCGGAUAGCAAGAAGGGGCAGAGGUGCAUACAAGAAGCAGUAGGCUCUUGUUGAUCCUGAUUAUCAUCAUUAUGUGCAUGCUUCAUAGGCAAGAGUCUGCAAAUGCAGCUGUCAGAGGAAACCAUAAAACUUUAAUCAGCCAAACCACCUGCCCCUGUACAAAGUGGCCUAGAGGACCGUCUCUGAAUUGCACUAGGCUUCAGAGUCUCCAGAAAAGAGUAAAACGACUCCCAGCUUCAGACUGCCUCUGAAGAUCGGUCUCCACUUCGGAGUCUCUCAGGAUGCUGAAGGGUUUCAGGGAGGGACAGGAGGUAACCAGGAAUAACAGCGUCUCCACCCCCCAUAGUUCUGCCCGGACGCUGAGGUCCAGCGCCAAGGGCCUUCUGGCAGUUCCCUCACUGUGAGGAGCAAAGCUACAGGAAACCAGGCAGAGGACCUUCUCAGUGGUGGCGCCCGCCCUGUGGAACGCCCUCCCAUCAGAUGUCAAAGAAAUAAACAACUACCUGAUAUUUAGAAAACAUCUGAAGGCAGCCCUGUUUAGGGAAGUUUUUAAUGUGUGACAUUUUGAUGUAUCUUUGUUGGAAGCCACCCAGAGUGGCUGGAGAGACCCAGCCAGAUGAGCAGGGUACAAAUAAAUUAUUAUUAUUAUUAUUAUUAUUAUUAUUAUUAUUAUUAUUAUUACAGCUGCCUCUAAGACCUGGUAAAGGUGAGCAGUAGUAUAGAACUGGGAUGGCCACUUGACUGUUGGCAGGCUAAAUCAGGGCUCUAGUGUCUCUUAACAAACUUCAAUCAAGAUGUGGUGUAACUUUAGCUUUCUGUUCCUCUUAUAAGAAAAAACAUGUCUCAAGUGUAUUGUACUUUUUAAAGUAAUGAUAUGACAAAUGUCAUACAUAAAACAAAUGUUUGUACUACAUAGAGAGAGACUUACCUACUUACAAACACAGUGUGUGCACAGAAAGUUAAAGCGUAUUGCUGCCUUCUGUACUUUCACUGUGAGGGCUACAGCCAUUUUCCCUUCUUGAGAGGAUCUUUCAGAGGCAUAUUCAAUCAUCGUUUUCCGUUACCCUCUAUGGUCUUGGGCAGCCCCUCAUCUAGGUAACGCCAGCUUAACUAUAUAAUGUCUGACCAUCUGAGAGAUGGUUAGAUUGUUCUGGCACCAGGCUGCCAUUAGGAGAACAUAGAAUAUGUCCUUCUGCAUUUUAGAGAACCGGUUGUAUGGAUUCACGUACACACAUAAGUUAUUUGUUGCAUAUCUUGGCUCUAUGAAAUGCCUUGGUCCUCCUUUGUAAAUGCAUUUGUUGUUUUUUCCAAAAAAAAACCCAAACCUGCAUGUUGGACAGGCGAUUUAAACAUGCACAUUUGAAUCAGCAAAUUGAUUCCUUGGCCAGUUCUGGGGGUUUCUAUAGUGAUAUUCUACGGGACUACAGAUGAUAUGAAGCUGAAAUACAAGAAUCUGACUGCUGUUAAAUAUAUAUAUAUAUCAAUCUGAUGAACCUCGGAGUUUCGGAAAAAUGCAGUAUCGCUUGAAAAUUUUGUCAUCUUCUUUUGCAGGUUGUCUUGGAGACCGAGAUCACAAACAAGUCCGCGUUGAAACUUUAUGAAAACCUUGGCUUUGUUCGAGACAAGAGGCUGUUCAGAUACUAUUUAAAUGGAGUUGAUGCACUGCGUCUUAAACUGUGGCUGCGUUGAUAGGAGGCCAUCCUUGCGCCCAGGACUCCUCUCCCCAACCAGCUGGGCAGCGGCGUCCUUUGCAUGCAAUGCAAUUUGUGUGAAAUUGCUUUGCAGGUGGACAUAAUAACUUCCAUGCAGCUCUUCUCUGUGAGUGUCUCAUCGAACGUCGCACCUAAAUCGUUGCACUGUGUGGCAUGGCACGUCUUGUUCUGAAUUUGCAACAGGUUGUUUCAGACUUCAGAUCCUCUUGGUAACCAGGAAGAUGUGCCAGUAGGUAGCCAAGAUCCCUGUUCAUUUGCAAGUCUACUGACUCCUGAUAUAUAAGAUGGUGAACAUUUUAUCCAAGAACCUGUGUAAUGUGGAACACAACUCUCUUUUUUUUCCCGGUUCCAGAGAGAGAGAAAGAGAUAAGCCAAUGUAGAUUGUAAAAAGAAAAUUAAAAAAAAAUACUAUAAGUAUACUAACAUUUCAUACAAAACUCACCAUAGGUUUUUUUUUUCUCUGGGGAAAAUAAAAACUGCUUCAACUUUAGGUUUUAUUUUUCAAUAUUGAACUUUUCAUUCUUAAAUAUUGGUACCUCAGUGAUUAGUGGAUGAAAAAAUGUAUUGUAGGGUGGGGUGUGUGUUACAUCGAGUAACGGUGACAAUAAAAUUGCGUCUGCCAGUGCCUGUAUAGAUAGUAUAUUUGUCUCCACCGCUGACUUUUGAGUGCAUGCUUUUCUUUUCUUGAUCCCCCCCCCUUUUUUUUGGUCUUUGCAAGAACAGAUUUUAUUUAAAUUCUGGAUUUGAUAAUAAAUUAUUUCAUUUAUGAUUUGGAAACUUCUCCCAGGUGAGGGCUUAAAAAGCCCGUCUCUUACAGCAAGAAGUGUAAGCUAUUUUUUUUGAGUGGCUGCUAAAAGGGAGUCUGAUGCACUUUUUCCUUUAAAGAGAGUGAGGGAUCUUUUUUUAUAUAUAAAAAAACAAAACCACAAAGCAGUAAAUUAAUGUAGAUUGGAUCAAUUUUUGUUUAAUCAAAAUUAUCACUAGAAUAGCGAAAGAGGCAUUAUUUUAAAGCAGUUGGAAGAACGUAAUUUUGAUUUGGAUUCACAUUGCUUUGCUUCCGUGUUCUUAAAAAUGUUUCAGUUCUCAGUUCUUGGUCUUGGAAAUAAAUUUCAAGUUGCACCGUACCCAUCUUUAAGCUGCAUUCGCUUUCUCUCCUUUUUUCUUUUUUCUUUUAACGAAAGCCAAAACUCUUCCAGUUUUAAUUUUCUUCGGAUUAAUUUGGCAGAGAGGUGUUCAAAGGUUUGAUACAAACCCCGACCCCCUUUUCAGAAUGGGCUACAUCGGCUUGUUAAAACCAGUAUCCUUUUUCAGCAGCGGCACAGUGUGUACUUCUGUCUGUCAGUGCAAUAUGUAAAGCAAAUCAUUUCUUUUUGGCAGUUCGGCAAUGACAGCGUUGGUAUAUAUAUUAUAUACAAUAUAUAUAUAUAAGGGAAACAUUAAAAUAACCCUAGAUGACUCAUGGAAAAAUAAACCGUUUCCUUAUAUCGGAAGGAAAAUCUUCAGAAUUCAACUUUGCCUUACUAUGUUGUUUGUUAAGGAUUCAACCUGUCUUAAACAACAACAGCAGCAGCAAUGGUUUGAGUUAACUGUACAUUUGAGAGUACCUGAUUUCCAGUCACCCUUUGGAGAAGGACAACCCAUUCUGGACAGCUUAGUAAGUUUAAAGGAAGGCCAUCCCUAUUUUGCACAGACUGAGCAUCUUCCCCACUAUGUAUAAGUUGUGAAUUGUAUUUGGGAAAAAUAAAGGAUUUUAAUUUAAAACUGGCA
Podarcis lilfordi (Lilford's wall lizard) is the source of this 17260-nucleotide messenger RNA. NCBI's taxonomy places the organism in Eukaryota, Metazoa, Chordata, Lepidosauria, Squamata, Lacertidae. The record is from the annotation of a GenBank genome assembly.